CUAUCUUCACCUUCCUUCCAUGGCUUCCGCUGCGGCGGCUUCUCCUUCUCUCUCCUUAAACCAAACCUCUCAUUUCCAACACCAAACUUCUCUCGUCACCUGGCUUAAACCUCCUCCCUCCUCCGCCCUCUUCCGCCGCAAAACCCUUCCUUUCUUCGAACGCCACUCACUUCCGAUUUCAGCUUCUUCUUCUUCCUCUUCUACUUCUCUCUCCGUUCACGAGAAACCCAUUUCGAAUUCGGUUCAUUUCCACGGUAAUCUCAUUGAAAGCUUCGAGAAUCAGGACUCUUCAUACGCUGGAACCAUUAAAGGAGCAAGCUUGAUUGAGGAGCUUGAGAAUCCUGUCGAAAGGAAUGGACUUUCUGGUCGGAGAAGACUGUUUAUGCAAGACCCACCAUGGAUCUCUGCUUUGUUUCUCAAGGGUUUGAGUAAAAUGGUUGAUCAGACUUUGAAAAUCGAGCGGAAAGAUAUCGAUAAGAGGAAAUUUGAUUCCUUGAGGAGACGUCAAGUGAAAGAAGAGACUGAAGCGUGGGAGAGGAUGGUUGAUGAGUACAGAGAUUUGGAGAAGGAGAUGUGUGAGAAGAAUCUAGCUCCGAAUUUACCUUAUGUGAAACAUAUGUUCUUAGGGUGGUUUCAGCCGUUGAAAGAUGUGAUUGAGAGAGAGCAGAAGUUGCAGAAGAAUAAGAGUAAGAAGGUUAGAGCAGCUUAUGCUCCUCAUAUUGAGCUUUUGCCUGCUGAUAAAAUGGCGGUUAUUGUGAUGCAUAAGAUGAUGGGUUUGGUUAUGUCUGGGCAUGAAGAUGGGUGUAUCCAAGUUGUUCAAGCUGCUGUUAGUAUUGGUAUAGCUAUUGAGCAGGAGGUAAGGAUUCAUAACUUCUUGAAGAGAACUAGGAAGAACAAUGCAGGGGACUCUCAAGAGGAAUUGAAAGAAAAGCAAUUGCUUAGGAAACGUGUUAAUAGUUUGAUUCGAAGGAAACGGAUUAUUGAUGCACUAAAAGUAGUGAAAAGUGAAGGUACCAAACCAUGGGGGAGAGCUACACAAGCUAAGCUUGGAAGCCGUCUUCUAGAACUAUUGAUCGAAGCAGCUUAUGUACAACCUCCCUUGACCCAGUCAGGGGACUCUAUACCCGAGUUUCGACCUGCAUUCAGACACAAGUUUAAAACGGUGACCAAAUAUCCAGGGUCGAAGAUGGUGAGGAGAUAUGGAGUUAUUGAAUGUGACUCGCUCCUUCUUGCAGGACUGGAUAAAUCUGCUAAGCAUAUGUUAAUUCCUUAUGUUCCGAUGUUAGUACCACCAAAGAGAUGGAAAGGAUAUGACAAGGGUGGUUACUUGUUUUUGCCUUCCUAUAUCAUGCGUACUCAUGGAUCCAAAAAGCAGCAAGAUGCACUUAGAGAUAUUAGUCACAAGACUGCUCAUAGAGUAUUUGAGGCAUUGGAUACACUUGGGAAUACCAAGUGGAGGGUGAAUAGGAAUAUACUUGAUGUGGUGGAAAGGCUCUGGGCUGAUGGAGGCAACAUUGCAGGCUUGGUUAAUCGUGAAGACGUUCCCAUACCAGAGAAACCAUCCUCUGAGGAUCCAGAAGAAAUCCAAUCCUGGAAAUGGAGUGUUCGAAAGGCCAACAAGAUUAACAGAGAGAGGCAUUCUCUAAGAUGUGAUGUUGAGCUCAAACUUUCUGUGGCUAGAAAAAUGAAAGACGAGGAAGGAUUCUACUACCCUCACAAUCUUGACUUCAGGGGGCGUGCAUACCCAAUGCAUCCUCAUCUGAAUCAUCUGAGUUCUGAUCUUUGCCGUGGAACCCUGGAGUUUGCUGAAGGACGACCACUUGGAAAGUCAGGCUUGCAUUGGCUGAAAAUACAUUUAGCAAACCUCUUUGCUGGUGGUGUUGAAAAGCUCUCACAUGAUGCGCGUCUGGCUUUUGUGGAAAACCAUUUGGAUGAUAUAAUGGAUUCAGCUGAAAAUCCUAUACAUGGAAAACGAUGGUGGUUAAAGGCUGAAGAUCCGUUUCAGUGUUUAGCUGCAUGUGUUAUUCUGACACAAGCCUUGAAAAGCCCUUCACCUUAUUCAGUAAUUUCCCACUUGCCUAUUCAUCAGGAUGGGUCGUGUAAUGGUCUACAGCAUUAUGCAGCUUUAGGAAGAGAUAGUUUUGAAGCUGCGGCAGUUAAUCUAGUUGCAGGAGAAAAACCAGCUGAUGUCUAUUCUGAAAUUUCACGGAGAGUCCAUGAAAUAAUGAAGAAGGACAGCAGUAAGGAUCCUGAGUCAAACCCAACCGCCGCAUUGGCAAAGAUCCUUAUCACUCAAGUCGACAGGAAGCUGGUAAAGCAGACGGUAAUGACGUCAGUAUAUGGUGUCACCUAUGUUGGAGCGCGUGAACAAAUAAAAAGAAGAUUAGAAGAGAAAGGUGUUAUCACUGACGAGAGAAUGUUAUUUGCUGCUGCUUGCUAUUCUGCAAAAGUGACCCUAGCUGCCCUUGGAGAGAUAUUUGAAGCGGCACGUGCCAUUAUGAGUUGGCUUGGUGAUUGUGCAAAGAUAAUUGCUUCCGAUAAUCAUCCAGUGCGAUGGAUCACCCCUCUUGGACUUCCUGUUGUGCAACCCUAUUGCAGAAGUGAAAGACAUCUGAUAAGAACAUCUCUUCAGGUUUUGGCUCUGCAGCGAGAGGGUAACACGGUGGAUGUUAGGAAACAAAGAACUGCAUUUCCUCCAAAUUUUGUGCACUCGCUGGACGGCACCCACAUGAUGAUGACUGCUGUUGCAUGUCGAGAGGCCGGCCUAAACUUUGCAGGUGUGCAUGACUCCUACUGGACCCAUGCAUGUGACGUUGACACAAUGAACAGGAUACUUAGAGAGAAAUUUGUUGAGCUUUAUAACACACCGAUCCUUGAAGAUUUACUCCAAAGUUUCCAAGAAUCAUACCCGAAUCUCGUGUUUCCUCCAGUACCAAAGAGAGGUGAUUUCGAUUUAAAAGAAGUUCUCAAAUCACAGUACUUCUUCAACUGAGUCAAGCACGUAGAACCAGCAAACCAUCUGAAAAAGGAAGCAAGUUUUUGACUUAGGGAUCUUCCUUGGUGGCCUGUAAAUAACAUCCACCACCUCAA
Molecule: messenger RNA, 3090 nt
Organism: Arabidopsis arenosa
Lineage: Eukaryota; Viridiplantae; Streptophyta; Magnoliopsida; Brassicales; Brassicaceae
Source: the annotation of a GenBank genome assembly